CCAUCCUCCACAAUAAUUAUUGCUAAUUAAUCCCAACCAAUCUCUUAACAAGCUAGCCUUCCCUUCUAUAUCCCAACCAACUCUUUCUCUUUAGAUUGAUUAAGAUUUUUCGAAAUUAUGGUUUUGUCUCCUAGAAAUAUCCAACAAGAAGAAGCAAGUGAAGAGUUUGUUCUGCAAAAACAUGUUGCGUUCUUCGACCGGAAUCAUGAUGGCAUUAUUUAUCCUUGGGAGACUUUUCAAGGAUUUCGUGCUAUUGGAAGUGGUAUUGCCUUCUCUACCGUAGCUGCACUCCUCAUCAAUAUUAGUCUUAGUGCCAAAACUUGUCCUGGGAAAUGUUUUAGUCCACUCUUUCCCAUUCAGAUAAAAAACAUACAUCUGGCUAAAAUUGGCAAUGACGAUAGAGGAGCCUACGACAGUGAAGGAAGGUUCGUACCAACAAAGUUGGAAGAAAUGUUUACAAAUCAUGCACACACACAUGAGGAUGCUUUGACGGGAAAAGAAGUAUGGCAUCUGUUGAGGGCCAAAAGGGCUGGCAAUUUCAUCAACGAAUGGGUCGUCGCCUUUGUUGAAUGGAUCGUGUUAUUUUCAAUUGCGAAGGACAAGAAUAGUCUGCUCCAGAAGGACACAUUUAGAGCUAUUUAUGAUGGAAGCUUAUUUGAACGAAUGGAGAAGGAACGUUCCUCGUCCAAAAAGAAAGACUGAUUUUCUAAUUACAAUAAUGGGAUCUCAAUGAUCAAGUUUAAGAAUUCUAAAUGUUAAAUUUAAAAUAAUAAAAUAGUGAUAUAAUUUGUGAUUU
Messenger RNA from Humulus lupulus (European hop), 796 nucleotides. Its product is annotated as probable peroxygenase 4. The record is from RefSeq and is a predicted model, not a curated record. The transcript is spliced from 6 exons. NCBI's taxonomy places the organism in Eukaryota, Viridiplantae, Streptophyta, Magnoliopsida, Rosales, Cannabaceae. The coding region runs from base 118 to 702 and encodes 194 amino acids. Gene Ontology annotation, molecular function: monooxygenase activity; calcium ion binding.